AUGUUUGCCUUUGAUUUUAGUAUACCGUCUAGUGAAGCAGAAGACUACUAUGUUGAUUUUGGUGAUCAAUUUUAUAAGGGGUCUAUUCCUGAUAAAAAGGAUAAUAGUGGUACCGUGAGUAAUACCCAUAGUACGGAUCAGCAUAGUCAUAAAGAUGACCAUCAAAUCAAUUUUAUUGCAGAUGAUUUCUCUUAUGGUGGAUACUGUUACGGUGGUGCCAUGGAAGGAGAUGAUGAGAGAUUUGUAUCAUCUUUAAAUGUCCAAGAUGGGGUCAAUUUUAAAUAUACUAUGCAAGAUUAUCCUGUUUUUGAUUAUAAUGCUCCACAAACUAGUGGUAAAACUGUUCCUUUGACAUCGUCACCUUUACUUAACAAGGGUAGUCACGAUUACGGAUAUAGUGCACCUCUUCUAGGUUUAUUGGAUAACUGGAACGAUAAAGAGUCAGGCUUUGGUUAUGGUCUAGAUGCUCUUAUUCAUUGUGUUCAGUUUGGAUUUGGACCACAACCUUCUUUUCUAGUGGCAGCUCCCUCUUUUUUUCAAGAGAUACGAAGUAAAUCACAAGAUGUUUAUUACGAUUUAGACGGUAUAGAAAACGCGACAAUAUCAACAGAAACAUAUUCUACAAAAAACAAUACCUCUAAUGCAAGAGGAGGAGGUGGUGGAGGUGGUGGUAGUAGUGGUGGUACCCGCAAAAAGAGUGAUAAUAUCUUUGGAGAUGCAGUAAAGGGACGUACGAAUUUAGCACCUUUUGGCUUUCCAGAACGACGUCGAUCAUCUGGUGAAGGUUCUACUAGAGAGCAAUAUGCUGAUAAACGAGAAGCAUUCGCAAGAGAAGCUCGAGGUUACAUGCAGGAAAUGGGUUUCAUCCUUAGUCAACUAUUUGAAGAAAAUGAUAAUAGUGUUAAUUAUGGGGGGAAAAAUAUGAAUUCCAGCACUACUCGUAAAAUGGAUGCAGCUAAUUUAGAAGCUGUAUUAACUGGAGAGUCAACUUCGCAUAUUAAACCGCAAUUGUCAUUACCAUCUUCAGCUUCACCCAAACGAAAAAAGUCAGAUUCUGUUAAUUUAAAAAAUGAAGCAAUCACACAAGGAAAAAAAACAUCCUUAACUACUACAUCAUCUAAGCCUCAGGAAAAUAAAAAGGCCUCUCCCACAGGAGAAAAUAAAAAAAAUAUAGAUAUGGAGUACCCUGUUUUCGAUGUUGAUACUUUACGUGAAUCUCUUAUGUGGCCAAAGUUUACUGUAAAACCUUCUCGUGGCGGGAGUUCAACAAAGAGAGUAUCGGAGAGAAAUACUGCAUUAUCGGGUAGGCUUGAAGGUCCAGAAAUAAGUGAAGUAUCACCGACUACGCAACAAGAAAAACGUCAUUAUUUUGAUGACAUAAUAGACAGUAUGGAAUAUCCUUCUAUAGAGGGUCUUAGAGGUAAUGCCAUGUUUUUGUCAUCAGAUGAUCUUCCGUUAUUUCCGCAAUUAGCACGCACUGUUACUGGUAAAGAACUCUCAAAGUUCACUGGACCUCCUACAAUGACACCAGAAGCAGAACAAGAUUUUUACAACCGGUUAGAGAAAGAUCUUAGAGAGCAAGAGCAACGUAUUGUGGAAGCACGAAAACGAGCUAAUGAUAAAGCUGAACGGCGUGUUUCAAGGAUGGUAGUUAUUGAUAAACGAUAUGCCAAAAAAGCAGAUGCCUGUGAAAAGUCUGAUACUAAUCAAAUCAAGAAAUUACAAGAACAACAAAAAGAGAAUGAAGAACGACGAGCUCGUGUGCAAGCAUUUUUAGAAAAACGUCGUGCCAAAGUAUCAUCAAUGGAAAAAGAAGUGAAAAAAGAAAUAAUACCACCAGAGUUAAAACAUACUGAAGUAUGUACUUCCUCUGUAGAAGAGGUACGUGCAUCAAAUGCAACUUCUGGACGACGUAUAUUUCAUGAGCGGAGAAAAAGUAGUACAAAACCUUUGGUUCAUGUAGCCGUCCCAUAUCUUGAUGAACAACAACUUGAAGAACGGUAUAUUAAUGAUACACUUAUAGAACCAGAAGUACCAUCUCGUAGGGAAGAUAAUAUCGACUCAAAACUCCAUGUUAGUUCAUUGGUAAUUGUGCAAAAAUCAACAGAAGAGCAAAGAAAUCGACGCGUAAAUAUUGCUUUGCAAAGUGAUAAAAUAAUAGAAAUACGUCAAUCUCAUGAAAUGCCACGAUAUUUUGAGGUUGAUGAAUACUUGGAAUCUUGUGAUGAUAAAAAUCUUUACUCUGUAACCCUUUUAGGAUUGAAACGAAAAUUUCUUUCAGGUUUUAAUGUAGCUAUGUUCUUGGCAGGAAGUGAAUCAGCAUUAUUAUUGAGUUGGAGAGCUGUUCGUGAAGUAAUGGAAGGUGUGUUUCGUGACCUUGAUAAAGAUAGUGAGUUGUUUCUCUCUGUUGCACUUGUUCGUGAAGGGCUUACACAGGACCUUCUUUCUGAAUCUGGAAGAAUGGUAAGGACAACGUUUAACUUUUCAGCAUUACUGGAUGUUACCCUUGAUAAUGUUUCCUAUACCAAAUUACAGGACUUAAAACACUUUUCUAAACUUCUUGCACAUGCUUGGGAGUUGGCCAGACUUAAUCAGACUCAUCAUAGUGGUUUUAUCGCUGUAUCUAUUGUUUUAAAACAGAUAAAGGAAAAUGAUUUAAUCUUAUCAUCUAUGUUGGUUACAAGUGGUAACUGUUCCGUAGAUUACCUUAAUGGGGUAUUAAGAAAAGAUGGUCGAGAAGUAAAUCGUUUAUUUAAUGGAGCUUUAGGUGGUUCAUACUUUACAGUAGCCGUUUUAGCACUUGAUGAAGAAGAUGAAGGUGUUGUGCAACUCAUGAAUACACAACGCAAACUUGCAUCUAUCAAAAAUAGACCUGGUAUCCAAGGAAGUGCGAAACGGUACAUUGAAAGGGCCGAAGAGGAAUUAGCUAGUUGCAAAAGGAACGAUAAGGCUAAACUGCUAAAGUGUAAAUAUUUGCAAGAACAAGUUUUAAUGUUAAAACGUGCUUUAUUUGAUCCUAAAAAAUAUGUUCCAGGGGAAGACGUGAAUGAGUUAAGCAAGCGUCAUUCCACCCAGAAAACCAAUGUUAAGAACGAUGGUUGUAAGGAAUCCUCCUCUAAGGAUCCUAAUGCUCCUCUCUUGAGUAAGAAAAUAGCAGUUAUGGAUACUGUACAAGAACACAAACAAGGAAAAAAACAACAACCACAACCACUCCAACAACCACUACAACUACAAACGCCACCACAACACUUACAAAGACAGAAACCUAGUUCAGGGAAUUCCUUGAUAAGUCAGGAUACACCAUUAAAGAAACCUAUUAAUCAACCACCCUCACGUCUAUCACCAAUGAUUAUACAGGAGAAAUUAAAGCUACCACCUCCUAUGGAGAAACCCCAUCCCACAUCCAAGUCCCCUGUGCAAGUAUCCCAAAAUGGAUUACCACCCAAAACGGUAAAUGGUUCAAAAGAUAAAUGUGUACUUCCAACUCUUGCUAGUGUUUCCACGUCUCUGAAUAAAAUGAUUGUACCCAGUACAAAUGCCCAUAAGAAUAUUCAUCCACCUCCUCCUCCUCCUCAAGCAACGACGACAACAACUAGUCAAGGCGGUUUAGAUGCACUCGCACUAGAGCCUGUGAAGCGACGUGAAGGUCGACGUCAUCAAAUUUCUUCCACAUCCCACCCAGGAGGGAAGGAACCAACAAUGGUAAAGAAUUCUUCAAAUGCUGCAAUAUCUAGUCAAAGGAUUCCAUGUGAACCGGUACGGGUCCCAAUACCUCUUAAACUUCCUCCUUGCAGGGAACUAUCUCGUAUCAAGUCUGAGAACUCAUUAAUGAGUCAUCAGAAUUCUACUCUGCAGAGAAGAUUGCUAGAAGGAGGAGUGACAAGGGAUGUCCCGUUAAAUCUUUGUCGAAAUUCCAGUACACCUUUAAUACGUUCACUUUCCGUUUCUGCUACUGUUGGUGCAACAGCGAGUACAAGGUAUAUUAAUCGUACGGAGGUUCCUUUGCAGAAACCAAUGUUUAGAGAUCUUGAGGCAUUAUCUAAAGGAUCUGAAAUGACUUUAAGUGGAAGUAUCAGUCCAGAGAUGUGUCCUUCUACCUCACAUUUCUCGCGUGCAAAAGGUAUGGGUGAGAAUGCUGUACGAACUCCUCUCACAGAACAAGAGGAGUACGUUGAAGAAGAAUGUGACGAAUAUGAAGAAAGAGGGGAGAGGAACGUCAACGGGAAGGGUAAUAAUGGUAAUAUUCAUCAUCAUCAUCUUGUUAACAGUGGUGAAGAGAAUGAGCAAAGUUCCGGGAGAAAGUAUGCUCCCUCUACUGAUAGUUCAAUUCCUAGCUUAUCUAAAGUACGAACUCUCGUCAUGGUAGACUCUGGAUGUAAUGAAUCAGCUAAUGUAACUCAUGAUGAAACAACAGUUAUUGUAAUGACAGAUGAUGAUUUUGAAGAGUAUGAAGUAGAUGAAGUAGUUGAACGUUCAGAUGAUUCUGAGGGUGUACAGUCAAAAGUUUUAAAUGAGUUACGUGAUACAUUUCUUCUAGGAUGUAAUGCAGCUAUUCUUGCUGCUGACAGUCGUUCUUCUGCGUUAUCAACGAUAGCAUUAAAAAGUGUUGUUCGUGAAGUACUGGAAGGUAUUACUGAAAAAUCUGAUUCCCCUCACCCAAAGUGUAGAGGUACACUUAGUAUAUCAAUAGUUCAGUUAAACGGUGAGACAGUUCUUGAUCUUCUUAAAGAGAAUAGUACAGCGCAAAAAUUAGUAAUAGCUAUUUCUCCUAUUUUUGGACCUUGUGUACACAAUGUCACUCGUCUUCGUGUUGAUAGUGCUGUUCUUUUUGAUUCCAUGUUAACAUCAUCUCUUACUCGUGCUGCAGAAAAAGGACGUGAAUAUGGAGUUGUUUUUGUAUCUAUUGUUUUAAAACAAAAACAACAGGGAUUAAAAGAUGUUUUGAUAUCAUCCCUCGUUACUUGUUUUGUAGGAGAAAAUGUUGGACUCUAUGCAGCUGUGUUAGAUCGUAGUCCUCUUGUCCCUCGUCCAUUAUUUCACUACGCCUUGGGAGGUCCCUGUUAUACAGUGGCCCUGCUUGGUUUUAGUGGAGCCGAGACUCGGGCAAACCGAAUGCUUGCCGUACAGAAACGUCUUGGAGAAGUAUUAAACCGUCCAACACAUCCAGGCAGUAUUAAUAAAUUUAUUAGUGGGAUUCAUAAUGAUCUUGAACCCAGUUUACGCAAGAAACUACAAGAACAAGAUGGCGAUGAAGCUGAAUCUACAAGAAUCAUUCUAAAGCGUCUAGGGGAGAUGGCACGAGAUGCGGAAACCCUAUUAAAAGAUUUUUGGAAUAGUGAACCAAAGGCGUAUCUUAAUGAAACAGAACCAUCAAAAAUAAGGGAUAGUCGUAGUCAACGAAAACCACCGUUAGUAACUUCGACCAACGCUAAUGAUGGAGAAAAGGUUCGUUCACUUGUUUGUUGUGAACAACGACUUCUUGGAAAUGGUUCUAUAGCAGUUCAGGGAAAUGCUGUGUUGACACGUCUUGGAGAAUAUGUCUGUCGUUAUGAUGUAGAUGAAGUAGUAGAAAGAGAGUCUGGUAGUAAUUCUUUGCCAUCUCAACUGAUAGAUGAUCUUGUUCUUAAAUUUCUUUCAGGGCAAAAUACAGCUCUUCUUUCUGCUGAUAGUAGAAGUUCUGCCGUAACACCUCUUAUUCUCCGAAAAAUAGCGUAUCUCAUUUUAUAUAACUUAACAAUGGAUUCUGAGUCUGCACCAGCAAAUGCGGAAUUACUUGCAUCCAUAGCGCUUGUUAAGGAUGAUGUAACAGUUGAUUUAUUAGCUGAAGAUGAAGAUAAUAUAUUUCAUCGCUUUGAAGUAGAAACAACACCAAUAUAUGGUCGACGAUUACGUGGUGUUUCAUAUCAUAUUGUGAAUACUGCUGAAAAAUUUGACCAUCUUCUCGCUUUUGCUGUUGAUCGUGCUGCUCCCGCAUUACGAUCUGAAGAUCCUGGUAUUAUGGUAAUUUCUCUCAUACUUACACAAUACUUUGAAAAACCAGAGAGUGACGUGCUUGUAUCUUCUUUUAUGGCAACAACUGUAUUUGAUAAUGUCUCUCACUAUGCAGGAGUUCUUCAAAAUGAUCCCAAUGAACCAACAGAUCUUUUUAAGAAUGCACUUGGUGGUCCAUGUUUCACGGUUGCCAUGCUUGGUUUAUGUGAUGAAGAUGAGGAUGUAGGGAAAUUACUUUCUAUUCAAAUGGAAUUGGCCCAUAUACGUAAUCGUCCUUCACCUCUUGUAACUGUUAAGCAACAUAUACGAGAUUUAAAAAAAGGAAUUACGAUGCUUCGUAAUCAUGCAGAAUCAACUGAGGAUGAACAGCAAAAAAAUUAUAUUCGAGAAAAGAUUGCCCAAGCUGAAGGUUACCUUCGGGAAGCAGUGGAAACCCUGGAAGUUCCAGUGAGAGAAAAGGGUUUUGUUCCACUUGGGUCCCAAAUGUAG
Messenger RNA from Trypanosoma theileri, 6480 nucleotides. RefSeq lists its product as uncharacterized. The transcript has a single exon. The record is from RefSeq and is a predicted model, not a curated record. Bases 1 to 6480 code for a protein of 2159 amino acids. Lineage: Eukaryota; Euglenozoa; Kinetoplastea; Trypanosomatida; Trypanosomatidae.